AUGUUGAAUGGAUUCAUUCCUUUCAAAAAGUCGCAAAUCACAUACCUCCACUACGCAAUCCUUAAUGACGCUCCCGUUGUUGUGACAUCCUUGGUCAAGUAUGGAACUGAUGUGUAUGAAGGGACUUGCGAUUACCCUGAUCUUGAGCCCUUAUACUUAGCAUUAGCAAGCCCCCACGACAAUUACCGAGAUCUUGACAAGCCACUUUGGAUUGCUAGCAGCUACGCUCUUCCUAGGAGCUGCGAAUAUCUCCUGGAAAGGGGAGCUUCUCCUAACAACUUGAGCAAUUUUGGAAUGGGAGCUAUGCACCUUGCGGGACAGUUGCCAAAUGGUCCUCUUUCCUUCUUCGCACAGUUUCAAUUCUACUUCACUUCGGCGGAGAUCCAAAUUUAA
Penicillium samsonianum is the source of this 393-nucleotide messenger RNA. RefSeq lists its product as uncharacterized. Gene Ontology annotation, molecular function: protein binding. NCBI's taxonomy places the organism in Eukaryota, Fungi, Ascomycota, Eurotiomycetes, Eurotiales, Aspergillaceae. The transcript has 3 exons. Bases 1 to 393 code for a protein of 130 amino acids. The record is from RefSeq and is a predicted model, not a curated record.